This is a messenger RNA of Penaeus chinensis, 2769 nucleotides long. Its product is annotated as DDB1- and CUL4-associated factor 17-like. The transcript is spliced from 10 exons. NCBI's taxonomy places the organism in Eukaryota, Metazoa, Arthropoda, Malacostraca, Decapoda, Penaeidae. Gene Ontology annotation, biological process: protein ubiquitination. The coding region runs from base 270 to 2003 and encodes 577 amino acids. Gene Ontology annotation, cellular component: Cul4-RING E3 ubiquitin ligase complex. The record is from RefSeq and is a predicted model, not a curated record.
CAAGAGAGCCCUAUCUGGUCCUCAAACGGCGUGUAAACAUACCUAGUUUUUGGGACAGUUCACCUGUUGUAUCCCAUCAACCACGAAAAGGAUAUAGAUGACAGGGCAACUAUUUAUAACAGAAACAUGAUAAGUACACUCGAAGACAGAUGAACAAGAAGAGGAAACGCCAGAGGAGCCAAGUGCAUUUCUGGGCGUCCAGGACCUGCCUGGAGGAGGAGGACGAGCCUGCGUGAUGUGAUGCCUUUUGGCCCUCGAGGAGCAGGAUCAUGAAGUCAAGGAGACGCAAGUGUGUGCUGCACGAGCUCAGAAGGAGGGAAUAUGGAGUCCCAUGUCCGUCAUGGACAAGCCUACAGGCUCUUCGUUAUUGUAUAUUUGGACCAAGAAGAAUGUGGAAACAGCUUUUGCAUGUAAAAGAAAAUUCGUCGAUAGAAUUUUGUGGGGAUCUUUUGUGGACAACAAAACCCUCAAAUGCAGAUGAAAGUGUUAUGCAAAGAAUUUGUGGUGAUGGACACCUUCUUCAGAUGUACAAAGCUGACCUCCACCCUCGACCAAAGGAAAUCAAGGUAUAUGAUGUACCAGAUCCAGUCUAUAGGUCUUCUGUUCCAGGACAAGAAUACCGGCCCGUAAUCUUUGCCCUCCGGAAAGGAAAUGUAUUGACACGGCAUGACCUGGAGAAAGGAACAGUUUUCAACCGCAUUCACCUGGGCCAGAUGCAGACCAAGACACUCUCAAUGAGCUUAAUGGAUGAUGUCCUCAUUGUCAAGUCACCCAAGCUCAAGAUUGAACCACAGACCGAGUACUUCUUUCACUUUAAAGUGUUUCAGAUGCAUCCCUUUGGACUUAUAGCUUCACUCAACAUUCAUGGAUCGGUAUUCCCAGACGAAGAGGACAAGAAGAAGUAUGGGAAGAUGCGUGAUGUGGAGAUUCAUGAAGGCCUCUUGCUUGUCCUUACUGAAAAGAGCUUUAGUUUGAUUUACAAUGCACAGGAAAUCAUCAGGAUGAAGAGCACAUCAAACGAUUUUCAGGUCAUCCCAGACAGUAUACCAUAUGCAAAGGAUAUGGUAUUAGAAGCACCUCCUCUCCUCUUUGCAGCUUAUACACACAUGGACAUUCUUGGUUUAGGUGCUUGUCCAUGGGCCUAUAUCAGAGCUGUGUCAGAUUGUCUGUUGCAAGUUCAUGAGCUUUCAUCAGGGGAGUUGCUGGAAGGUGGAAAAGUGAUGUGGGAAGACAGGAACGAGCAGCAAGUGUCUCCAGAUUACUUAAUGUUUCAUCCAGAUGAUUCAAACAAACUGAUUCAUAUUAGGACUUCAAAAAUCAGGAUUUUAGCCAUCAAGGAGAAGGAUGGCAAACGUUAUUUGGAGGAAGAAUUUACUUAUCCAGUAGAAAACAAGGAUAUGCAGAUUAAGGACGUUGCUAAGUACUCCCGUUCAGGGCGGCUUUUGAAAUCCAAGUUUGAAUGGGAUUAUUCACUGAACAGAGCGCUUGCCUUUAAUGUUGAGACAGAGUUGAGGAUUCUUGCCAUUCUAGAAGCUCAAAGAGAUGAAAACUGUCGUACACACCUGGUGAAGGUUACAUUCUAUGACAGUUACUCUUAUGAAUUCCUUGAUGAACUGGACGUCUCUGCCACGGUUGAUGGGGAUAUCGAGACCAACCGACUCAGUGUUCACAUGGACAGAGACAUCUUGAAUAUUGUUGUGUAUAAAGGGAACCAGUACACCAUCUUUUCUUACCGUCUGAAGGAAAAGAUGCAGACUGAGGAAAGUGCCCCCGACAAAUUGAAGGUUGUGAAGAAGGUAAGAGAGAGAGGUAUCUGUAAUAGGAGGUCUGUCAGCUAUGCAGAAAGGGACACUGAAAACAGUGAAAGUGGUAAUGUGAGAAGAAGACCAAGAGAACGGAGUAGAAGGGAAAGAACACAAGGAAGAAAGAGGAGAAGGAGGCGGGCACAAGAGGAAUCUAGUGAAAACGAGGCGGAGCAAGACUCUGAUGAAUGGGUACCAUAGUGCUACCUCUCGUAUGUGAUAAUAGUGUAAACCAUUGUAGGUAUCAUUAAAUUUCUCUUUUUUAUAUAUAUUUUGUUUUGUAUGAUUUUCCCUGGGUAAAAGAAAAGAGUAUAAGAUACCAAUAUUGAGGGUUUUUUUAGUUAUUUACUUUUUAUAGUGGCAUUACUCUGAACUACAGCUUUUCUUAUUUCACCGUAGGCAAGCUUUGUAUUUGCAUCAUGAAGUCACCAUGAUCUUAUAUCCAACUAUCACUGAAAUCACACUUGUUUUUCAAGCUCUCUGAAGUUAACCCUUUUAUCCUGGAAAGAAUUGAAAGUUCGCAUUCUAAUGUUCAACAAAGGAUUAUGCAUUAUGCAGUUGUGGUGCAUAUUAUCUACUUUGAUAUCAUAUUUAUUCCCAUGCAGCUAACCUUAUUCAUUCUAAUGAGAGUUCACGAAGAUAAAAAAGUCUCUAUACAUAAUUUUGUGAUUUGUACGGUAUCCAAAAGUUCAUUCCAAUUUGUAUUGAGUUCAUCAUGUUGCAAUUGAAGUAUUAUUUAUGCAAAACCACUUUCUCAGUAAUAUUGUUCAUUAUCUUUUUUAUGACUAAAAUUACCAGAAAUACUGUAUUUUCAAUUUUUUUUUUAUUCUGGUAAUAGUAAGAUAUAGAAUUAACAACAUAAUGUUAGGGAUUAUCAUGCAAACAUCUCUUUAACUGCAUUCCAUUUCUAGGAAGGUGACCUAUGCACAUUUUUAUAACUAUCCAAAGUACAGUUAAUACUGUAUUU